UCCGUCCUUCCCUGGAGCAGCCUCUCUCCGCCUGCACAGGCUCAGCCUCGGGACAGAAGGUGGGGCCGGAGGCGAUGGCCGAGGGUGACCCCGGCGUGUUCACGGCCACGGCCCUGCCCGGGGACCCGCGGCUGCUGCCCACGGUGACCAACGCCUUCCUGGGCACCCGCGUGUUCCGGGACAUCCUGCACGCCGCCGGCGUGUACAGCGGGGCCGCGGGGGACACGCACCGCGCCGAUGUCCCCAGCCCGCUGGGGCUGCGCAUGGCAGCGCCCACAGCUCCCAGCCUGGCCGAGAGCUUCACCCUCAACACCUGGACAGGGACCUUCAGCCACACAAUUCGGUCCCCUGGCUACACGGCCACCCACCAGCUCUACGCCCACCACUCCCUGGUGCACCUGAUGGCCUUCAGCAUCACCAUCGAGCGACUGGAUGCCUCCACACAUCCCAUCACCAUCCAGCUGCAGAGCCUGUUCGUGCCGCAGAGCCAGGACCUGGAUCUGACCCCAGGGCCAGACUUCCAGGGAGCGCACUACAUCUACGGGCAGACGCUGGUUCCCGAGGUGGAGGGGGGCCCCCGUCCCACGGUCCACAUGCUCUGGACCCCCAUCCCGCCGUCGCUGACGCUGGCCGGGGAGGAGCGGGAGCGGUGCUGGCAGUUCCUGACGGCCGUGGCCGGGAGCGAGGAGGAGGCGAAGCGCAGCUACAGCGCGGGGCUGUCCCUGCUGGCCGCGGGGUCCCUGCUCCGCUCCCACCUCCGCGCCUGGGCUGCGCUGCGCCGGGGCUGCUCCGUGGAGCUGGACGGGCCCCCGGCGCUGCGCCAGGCGCUCCAGGGCUGCCUCUACUACCUGCUGAGCGCCAUCCCGCCCCGGGACAGCCCCGCGGUCCCGUUCCACGGCAUCAGCCCCGGCGGCUUGUCCAAUGGCACCCGCGGCGAGGAUUACUGGGGACACGUCUUCUGGGACCAGGACACCUGGAUGUUCCCGAAUAUCCUGCUGCUGUAUCCCGAGGCUGCCCGCGCCAUCCUGCAGUACCGGAUCCGCACGCUGGAGGGCGCCAGGCGCAACGCGCAGGAGCAGGGCUACGAGGGUGCGAAAUUCCCGUGGGAGAGUGCAGCCACUGGCCGGGAAGUGUGUCCUGAGGAGAUCUACGGAGCCCAGGAAAUCCAUGUCACCGGGGAUGUCCUGAUGGCCUUCGAGCAGUAUUACUGCACCACGCAGGACCAGAAGCUGUUCCGGGAGGACGGAGGCUGGGAGCUGGUGGAAGCUGUGGCUCAGUACUGGUGCAGCAGGAUGGUGUGGAGUGAGGAGGAGCAGCUCUACCACAUCAGAGGUGUCAUGCCCCCAGACGAGUACCACAGCCAGGUCGAUAACUCAGCUUACACCAAUGCCGUGGCGCGGCGCAGCCUAAAUUUUGCUGCUGACAUGGCUCGGGACCUGCUGCUCCCAGUGCCAGAGGAGUGGGAGGACUGUGCCAGGAGAAUCAAAGUGCCCUUUGAUGAGGAGAGGAAAUAUCACCCUGAGUACGAUGGCUACAGCCCAGGUGAGCCGGUGAAACAGGCAGAUGUGGUCCUGCUGGGGUUCCCACUGAUGCAUCCCAUGAGCGCCGAGGUCCGGAGGAAUGACCUGGAGAUGUACGAGCCCGUCACUGACCCAGCUGGACCAGCCAUGACCUGGAGCAUGUUUGCCGUGGGCUGGCUGGAGCUGAAGGAGCUGCAGAGAGCCUGGAGCCAGCUGGAAAAGUGCUUCAGCAACAUCACUGAGCCUUUCAAGGUCUGGGUGGAGAACUCAGACGGGUCAGGAGCUGUGAACUUCUUGACAGGGAUGGGUGGAUUCCUGCAGGUCGUCCUCUUCGGCUUCACGGGGUUCAGGAUCACAAAGUCCAGCCUACUCUUCGAUCCCGCCUUUCCCGACAGUAUCACCAAGCUGAAAAUCUGCAGCAUCUCCUACUUGGGCAACAGACUGGAGGUCACCAUCACCAGGGAGGAGAUCAGGAUGGAAGUGACUGAGACCUCCCAGGACCCUCCAGCAUCUCCCCUGGAAGCUGUUCUGGAGUCAGGACAGCGCUUUCCCCUGUGGGAAGGGCAGAGCGUCUCCUUCCCCACAGCGCCUGGAUGGAUCCAGAGGUCACCCAGCAGAACCCCCUAAACCCUGACUGAUCCAGGUGUUGCCCACUGGAGCAGCAGAUCUGGGAUGUUGGUGGGUGGAAAGGAAGUGUAAGACUGUGCCAGGAGGCCUUUGCCCCACCAGGACUUUUUGCCCCACCUGUCCCUUUGCCCCACCUGUCCCUUUGCCCCACCUGUCCCUGUGUGCCACCUGUCCCUUUGCCCCACCUGUCCCUGUGUGCCACCUGUCCCCCAGGGGCUCCGUGGCUGGAGCUGUCACCACUCCCCUCCACACGUCUCUUACUCCACACAAGAGUGGAAACCAAGCUUGAAAAUGACCAUUUCAAACAUAUUUGCUAAACACUCA
Catharus ustulatus (Swainson's thrush) is the source of this 2471-nucleotide messenger RNA. It is a transcript of the gene PGGHG, whose product is annotated as protein-glucosylgalactosylhydroxylysine glucosidase. Gene Ontology annotation, biological process: carbohydrate metabolic process. The coding region runs from base 75 to 2147 and encodes 690 amino acids. Lineage: Eukaryota; Metazoa; Chordata; Aves; Passeriformes; Turdidae. The record is from RefSeq and is a predicted model, not a curated record. Gene Ontology annotation, molecular function: catalytic activity. The transcript is spliced from 14 exons.